This is a messenger RNA of Anneissia japonica, 4111 nucleotides long. RefSeq lists its product as uncharacterized. NCBI's taxonomy places the organism in Eukaryota, Metazoa, Echinodermata, Crinoidea, Comatulida, Comatulidae. Bases 1 to 4050 code for a protein of 1349 amino acids. The transcript has 4 exons. The record is from RefSeq and is a predicted model, not a curated record.
AUGGCUGGUAACAGCAAACAACGAAAAGGGAAGAAACGAAAAUCGGAUUCCGGAGAUACCUCUGACACCGCUGAAAACAACCAGCCUGAAAAGCAAAAAGAAAGUGUUAUUACGGAUAUCUCGGAUGUUAAAGAAUUGAUUGAUUCAGAAUUGCACAAAUGCCUUGCAUCGGACUCCCUAUUCAUGAGGAAAAUUGUUGAAGCAGUAUCUAAUGUUGUACAAGAUCAACUUAUCGAAAAUGAUAUUGACGAAGCAGAACAGUAUUCCAGACGAAAUUGCCUAAUACUACAUGGUGUCCCAGAAACCUUAAAUGAAAACACGGACACGGAAGUGAUUAAAGUAUUUAAAGAGAAGCUAAAUGUCUGCAUUGACAGUGCCGACAUUGAUAGGUCGCAUAGACUGGGCCACAAAAGGGGCACUGACGAAGCUAAACCUAGGAGUAUAAUCAUUAAAUUCACAAAUUAUAACAAGAGAAGCGAGGUUUUUAAGGUGAUCAACACGAUCAAUAUUCUUGAAGAGAGUCUAAUAAUAAUAAAGACGUUUCAGAGCCAACAUCUUUGGUUGGUGAUCUUCAUUGCUCUUGUUGUUCCUGAAGUACCUCCAUCGACAGCUCAAGAUUUGAUGACGUCUAAUCAGUGCUUUGGAAUAUCCAGAGGUAAACAGUUUACCAUAGCAUUCAUAGAAAACACAAAUGCACGUUCUGCAAGUAGACGACUCUUCAUUUUAUUGGUAGCAUUUAGUGACCAACAAACUGAAGUCACCAUUAGCAGCAAGCACCAAGUAGCUGACAAGCCAUUCCAAGAGUCUUUCGUGAUUGAGGCUCGUGGUUUUAAGCGAACAAACAUUCCUUCUGCAUAUAUGUUGUCUGGUACAGGGAGAAGCUUAAAAGCAAUCAAGGUUACAGCCUCUAGCGACGUGUCUGUCUACGGUCUAAUGUAUCAAGAUUUUACAACGGACGGCUAUCUCGGCAUACCAACAAACAAUCUCGGUACUCAGUACGUUGUGGUGACGUUUCGUAGAACAUCACAAUUUGCAGUAAUUGGGACUCAGGAUUCUACGACAGUUCAUGUUACCUUACGUGACAGCGUUUCUUUUGGAGAUCAAACCUACAAUCAAGGUGACGUGUUGACGUUUAUGGUGAAUGAGUUAGAAGUGGUUCAGAUCCAGAGUUUAAAUGACUUAUCGGGAAGCAUUGUUCAAAGUGACAAGCCUGUGGCAGUAUUUAGCGGCAACGAGUGCGUAAAUACACCAAGUUCAUCUUGUGACACACUGACUGAGCAGUUGGUACCUAUUAAUAGUUGGGGACAGAAACACAUAUACACUUCAUCUCAAAACAGCGACAGUAAUAUUUAUCGAAUUAUUGCCUUUUUCAGUGGUACAAACGUUACCAUUCCUGGAGUUCCAAAUCAGCUUCUAGACUCAGGUGAAUUUUGGGAAGGAAGUUUGCAUAGUUCAGGUCUCGUUUCGUCAAGCAAACCUACAAUGAUGAUGCAGCUGUUAGCGUUUGUCAACGGUAGAACAGUUGACCCUUCUUUGAUACAUAUUCCAUCUGAGGAACAAUUUGGAUAUGUGUUUGGGUUCACAACUCCUCCACAUUCGGGAGGGGACUCUGGAGGUUAUUUUAAUUUUAUCAACAUUGUCACUAAAAGAGACGCUCGUCAGACAGUGCAUCUUAAUGGUUCCCCAAUCAAUGGUACAGAUAUUCGCGAAAGUAAUGUCUCCGGUACCAUAUAUUCAUUAAUUACCGUACAGCUACCUAAAGGAGAAGGGGUUUACUAUGUUGAACAAACUGAUCCACUUUCAUCACCAUUAUCUGUCAUUGUCUAUGGAUACGAAAAGUCUGAAUCAUAUGGGUAUGCAGCUGGGUUGUCUCUUCCAAACAAUAAACAGCUCCUGAGUUUCACACCAUACUAUUUCCGAGAGCUUGGUGGAGAAAUUCUUACAAUUACUGUGCCCUGUCUUCAAACGAACACCAUAACUUAUCAAAGUGCAAUAUGCAAAUUUAACACUGGUAUUGGGGAUGUCCUUGUGUUCGCAGACCGCGUUGAUCCCUAUAUUGUCAGCUGCAUCACUCCGACUUUCUACAAGAAUGGACUUACGAACGUGUCUGUCUCACUUGAUGAUGGCAACACAUUCCCGUACUCUGGCAUUGUCUACGUAGCAUCGCAAGAAGACUUGGAGCCUCUUUUGACUGUUACACAGGCAAAUUGGGAAGAAAGAGGCGAGGUUAUCGAUCUCACAGUGCACGAUCCCAUUAUUUUAUCAUGGGAUCCUGAAAUCAUGGGUGAAGACGUAAGGGAAGUUGAUGUCAUGAUACAAUACUCGGACAUUAACAACGGCUUUCCAGUUUUGAUGGAAGAUAUCACUGUUAUAAAAAUGGCCCCAAACAAAGGUAGCGUCAUCAUCUCUACAGCUCUUCUAAUUUCACGUCUUGGUAAUGCAAUAAAAAGGGGAUUAGACUUGUCGAGUGCAGCAUUUCACAUAAAACGUGUCGAUAAAGAACGUGUCGGGAAAUCUAUCUUACGCGGCGUCACAAGAUUUUUUUCGAGAAUCCUACUAAUCCACAUAGUUAGUCAUGUUUCUUGUCUAGCUUCCACCAAUAUACUGAAUGUUCCAAAUGACGUUCCCGCCUGUCCAUGUACUUUUACUCAGGCCAAUGCGGAUUCUAACUUCGUACAUGGAAAUUUUCUGAAUUUUUUCUUUCAUAGAGGAGCUAAAGACUGCUUCAGAUCAACAACAUCAACCCAAUCAGGCUCUGGCCAACAGUGCUGUUACGGAGAAGAUGGUAACAUCUUAGUCGGACCCCCGGGUGGAGGAACUGCUGACAGAUACAGUCCAGCGGAACAUUUCUGGCUCCAUCAAGCGUAUGAUGUGCUUCCGUAUAUUGCCUGCUGCAAAUUAUCAAACAACUGCGACACAUACUAUAAAAUCCGGCCAUCAGAUGAUUGCUCGGAUUAUGAUCCACCUAGACCAGCAGCAGGUACGGGAGACCCUCACGUAACAACUCUUGAUGGUAAGAAAGUCACUUUCAAUGGAGCUGGAGAAUUCCUGAUGGCGUCUUCCAUAUUACACAAAUUGACCUUCCAAGCUCGUAUGGAGGUGUAUCGUGACACCCUGGCAACGGUUUACACAGCAUUUGUUAUUCAUACCAAUAUCUCGGCGAAAGUCCAGGUGCAGAUGUCAAAUAUCAAUGAGACACUGGUUCUUAUCGAUGGUGAGCCUUUGCGGCUUGCUUCCAGUCCAGUUAAAGUUCAUUAUCUAAAUGGGGUGCGCGUAAGUGCGAACGACGAUUUAUCUGAAAUUAGGUUUGUUUUUAAUGUUGGUAUUGCUGUUAUCAUCUACGUAAACUCCGAAAUCAUGUCUUUUAUAGCUCAACUUGAUACAAAGUUCAAUGGUCAAGUCAAAGGACUUCUUGGUAAUCUGAAUGGAGAACCGCACGAUGAUCUUCAGUUUCCAAAUGGUACCAUCAUGAAGAGUAAUUCCUCUCUACAGGAACUCCAUAAAUACGGUCUAGAAUGGCUUGUGGCUGCAGAGGACUCCAUCUUCACAUACAUAUCACCUUAUGACUACACUACGUACCAUUUUCCGGAAUUUACUCCAACUUUCGACGUCCCUGAUCUUGAUGGCGUUAGUCAGGAAAUCAAAGAUUUGUGUGGCAAUUCCUUUGAAUGUGUGUUUGAUGCAGUGACGACCGGCAGCCUGACAUUCGCAAACAAUACCCGAGUGGUGUCGGCUACCCUUGAUAUCAUUCAAAAAUCCUCUGUCAAAAUUGUUAGCUGUGGUUUUCCGGGAGGUGUAGAGAACGGUGUAAUGCUUGGACAUGUGUAUCUGGUAAACUCAACCGUGGAGGUCACUUGUGAGAGAGGUUACGUCUUAGAAGGCUCCUCUAACCUAACCUGCCAUGGAGACGGCCGUUGGUCGGCCGAUCUUCCUCGAUGUAAAAGGUCUGGUAAAGGUCUUAGCACUUCAAAUAUAUUGGGAAUUAUUUUCGCCGCAUUGAUCAUUCUUGUUGCUUGUGUUGCAAUUGGCAUUUACUUGAAGAAAAAAUAGAAUUGUGGCUUUCUUGUGGCUUGUGACCAACCAGCUCGCAAUAUAUGAGCCGUCAGUUAUA